Messenger RNA from Diabrotica balteata, 273 nucleotides. The record is from the annotation of a GenBank genome assembly. Lineage: Eukaryota; Metazoa; Arthropoda; Insecta; Coleoptera; Chrysomelidae.
AUGGAUAAUUGGAUUAACGAGAAUACUACAUCCCUUACGGCAGUUUCUAGGGGACGAGGAAUAGCCAAACUUCAAUUUGGUCGACUCUUCGCCACAGCUUGGGAAAAAUCAGCAACAGUUCAAUAUGCUGUUUCAUCAUUUAAAGCUACUAUUAUUGUCCCAUUUGAUAAAUCCGUAAUUCCAGAAUACGCUUAUUUGGGUACGAGCAGUACUAAUACCAAUUCACAAUCAAAUUCCGAAAGGAGCACAUUUCCAAUCCUUCAGUUGACAUAA